Penicillium angulare is the source of this 1137-nucleotide messenger RNA. RefSeq lists its product as uncharacterized. NCBI's taxonomy places the organism in Eukaryota, Fungi, Ascomycota, Eurotiomycetes, Eurotiales, Aspergillaceae. The transcript has 2 exons. The record is from RefSeq and is a predicted model, not a curated record. Bases 1 to 1137 code for a protein of 378 amino acids.
AUGAAGGCCUCCUCCAGUCAUAUGGAAGCCCGAAUGCUCAGUCAAACUGAACAAAGUCCUCAAAGCCCAGAAUCUUUGCCCGAUUCUCUACUGAGCGGUCUCAGCGGUGGCAUGCCUAUAGCCAAUCGCACAGAAGAACCUCUGAUUUUAGCACAACCAGCAAGCGAGCGUGUAUUUUUGAAUACUGUGCCAGCUCAUGCAACAGCUAUAUCAUCAAUUGACGACGGGCUUGAUUUCUCAAAUCUGGAUCUAUUUUGUCCUAUUAAUGCUGACGAGAUCACGACUCGUUGGAUGAACCCUUACAUUCCAAUUCCUGGACAAAAAGUCAAACAGUACUCUCCUGGUGUGAGUGUUUUUAUUUUCCGUACGUUGAAAUCAUAUGCAGCCAUUGCAGUUGGCGGUCGUCGAAUACCACCAUUUAUCCACCCCUUACAAAUAUCGGCGCAGUCAGCAGGCUCGGCCCUCACGGCAUGCUUGAGUCUAGUCCGCAUAUGCGAAAAUCCAUUACCAGGAAGCGAAGCAACGGCGAUGAUGGUUAUUCGCCGAGAAAUGGAAUCGCUAAUGGAAUAUCAUGCAUCCUACGAUGAUAUUUCUCUUCUAGCGGCAUUUCAAGCCUAUCUUAUUUACUGCUUAAUCUUAUUCUUUCGACUCAAUCACGAACCAAAUAGUGACCUUCGCUCUGCAGUCAUAAAUCUUCAGACUCUAGCCCAUAUUUCAUCGAAAGAUGGACUUAUGUGCGUGGCUGAUCAGCACCGAACACGGCCCAGGUGGGAAGAGUGGAUUGUUACCGAAACAAAGCGCCGAGCGCUUUAUGUGACAUAUCUUUUUGAUAGCAUCCUCUCAACACAAGAGGAAAUUCCUACUUUUCUUGCAACUGAGUUACGCGGGCUUCCUGCUGGGUCUAGCAAAUCAUUAUGGCAAGCACAGUCUCGCAGUGGCUGGGAAGGAGAAUACAAUAUUCACCUAUCGGAGUGGACAGAACAAAGCUUGGCGAUUGAUGAGCUCUGGCCACUUCCAACGGAUAUGGAAGAGCCUGAAAUUGCAAAACGAAGAGGACGAGUAGACCACUGGUUGGAAGAUAUCGAUGAAUUUGGGACGAUGCUUUAUGCAGUAACCGUGUGCACUCAUGGGGGUUGA